UUGGAUUUCUCGCAGUUUUCUAUUCCAGCUCAUUUGCUUUCAGUGCAUGAUAUUUCCACACAAUUGUCGGAGGUAAUGGGUAAUUCCUCUGCUGCAGCUGACAUACAGAACACCUUUCGUGCUGGGUUAAUUGGGACUGGAGUCUCCAUGACUACUACAACAUCCAGUGUUACUUCUACAUCUAAUCUGGCUACUUCCAGUGUUACUACUGUUUCUGGAACUAUUGAAUCUGUUAAUGGUCCUAAUGCUGCUAAUGGUCCUACUGCAGCUAAUACAUCCACGAACAAUCCGCAGGUGCAAGCUGUUCCACAGGGUGGAUCUACUACUUAUAAUGACUUGCUCUGCUUCUUAAGGAUUGACACAGUAACAAAUCCGUUUUCAGAGGUGUCUGCACAUCAGGAUACUACAAUCUGUGGUCACCAUUACAGAGCCUGCAGAAGAGUUCAGUCAAUAAAAUCUGACUAUCCUGUAAUAAAGAAUUUGCCUCUUCGAUAUAGUGUCCAGUGCCGUUUUUUUAGAUCAUCAACUGUUACCAGUGGACAGAUUGUUCAGUUUAAAUUGUCAGAUAUUGGAGAAGGAAUUACGGAAGUUACUGUAAAGGAAUGGUAUGUAAAAGAAGGUGAUUCUGUUUCACAGUUUGACAGCAUUUGUGAAGUUCAGAGUGACAAAGCAUCUGUUACUAUCACCAGUCGCUACGAUGGCGUAAUACGAAAGCUGUACUACAAUAUAGAUGAUAUUGCCUUUGUGGGAAAACCAUUAGUGGACAUUGAAACUGAUGCUGUGAAAGAUGUAGCUUCUGAAGAAGAUGUUGUUGAAGCCCCAGCAGUAUCUCAUGAAGAACAAACGCAUCAGGAGAUAAAGGGCCACAAAACACUGGCGACUCCAGCUGUCCGCCGUCUUGCUAUGGAAAACAAUAUUAAACUAAGUGAGGUUGUUGGAACAGGAAAGGAUGGGAGAAUCCUAAAGGAAGACAUACUUGACUACCUGUCAAAACAGACUGGUGCUAUUCUACCACCUUCCCCAGAGCUAGAGAUUAUUCCCCCUCCACCAAAAGCAGAACCUUCUCCAGCCCUGGCAAAGACUGAACCACGUGUUGCAACUAAGUCGGUCACAAAGCCUGUGGUAUUUACAGGAAAGGAUAGAACUGAACCUGUUAAAGGGUUCCAGAAAGCAAUGGUUAAGACAAUGUCUGCUGCUCUUAAGAUACCUCACUUUGGCUACUGUGAUGAGAUUGAUGUCUCCCAGCUUGUACAGCUGCGACAGGACAUAAAGGCCUCAUCAGAAGCUCGUGGAAUCAAACUAUCUUUCAUGCCGUUCUUCCUAAAGGCAACAUCACUGGGCCUUUUACAAUAUCCUGUCCUAAAUGCAUCAGUGGAUGAAAACUGUCAGAAUAUCACUUACAAGGCUUCCCACAACAUUGGAAUUGCAAUGGACACACAACAAGGCUUGAUAGUACCUAAUGUGAAGAAUGUGCAGUCCCUCAGCAUUUUUGAGAUUGCUGCUGAGUUGAAUCGCUUGCAGACUUUGGGUUCCACAGGGCAGCUAGGAACAACUGAACUCACUGGUGGAACAUUCACUCUUUCAAACAUCGGAACAAUUGGUGGAACGUAUGCAAAACCUGUGAUAAUGCCUCCAGAAGUAGCUAUUGGAGCUGUUGGGAAAAUUCAGGUUCUACCUCGGUUUAACUCUAAAGGUGAAGUAACUAAGGCUCACAUUAUGAACGUAAGCUGGUCAGCUGAUCAUAGAAUUAUUGAUGGUGCUACAAUGUCCCGUUUCUCUAACCUAUGGAAAUCAUACUUGGAAAAUCCUGCAUCGAUGCUGUUGGACCUUAAAUGAAGGAGAUGCAAACUGGACUUUCUUUGCCCAUCUUGUCAAUAAAACGUGGUUGCCCGAGGUCCCCCAUCAAAACUGUUUUGUUUAUUUUCAGAGAGUAGUCAUUUAAAAAGUAUUAUUACACAAACAUGCAAGCCUUAUUAACCAUGACUUAUUUAAUAUGGUGUCUGAGAACUCUGUAUCUGUGACAGAAGUGCACAGUUUAUAAUGAGGCAAAUCUUUCAACACUAGUACCAUACAUCUGCUCUGUCUAAUAAUUAAACAUUGUAAUCUGUUACAUUUACACAGUGAAAUAAGUUGUUAGUCUAAUCAAGAAUGGAGUUUCUGCUUCAUACUAGAAACAACUGUACAGAUCCUGUAAAGCUACAGCAUCUGUGUCAUUAAAGAUCUCUUGGAUUACCGUA
Messenger RNA from Protopterus annectens (West African lungfish), 2237 nucleotides. RefSeq names its product dihydrolipoamide branched chain transacylase E2 (gene DBT). Lineage: Eukaryota; Metazoa; Chordata; Ceratodontiformes; Protopteridae. Gene Ontology annotation, cellular component: cytoplasm; mitochondrion. The transcript has 11 exons. The record is from RefSeq and is a predicted model, not a curated record. Gene Ontology annotation, molecular function: acetyltransferase activity; lipoic acid binding. The coding region runs from base 76 to 1836 and encodes 586 amino acids.